Molecule: messenger RNA, 723 nt
Organism: Emys orbicularis (European pond turtle)
Lineage: Eukaryota; Metazoa; Chordata; Testudines; Emydidae
Gene: NXPH4
Product: neurexophilin 4
Exons: 1
Coding region: 1-723 (240 amino acids)
Molecular function (GO): signaling receptor binding
Source: RefSeq, a predicted model, not a curated record
AUGACCAAAACCCUGGGCUACCUGGAGCUGGGCACUUCGGGGCUCCUGAAGACCCUCCCAUCCGGCGCCUUGAAGCCUCCGCCCCUGCCCCCGGCCCGGCUGUUCUCCGGGGAGCCCUCGAAGGCCAAGGCCGGCGCCCUGAGCCCCUGGGCCUGGCCUAGGAACCAGACGGGCGCCGAGCCCCCGGGCCAGUGGGUCCAGCGCAAGCCCUCGCUCAAGACAGGCCGGGCCCGGAAGAUCUUCGGCUGGGGCGACUUCUACUUCAACAUCAAGACGCUCAAGUUCAGCCUGCUGGUGACGGGCAAGAUCGUGGACCACGUCAACGGCACCUUCAGCGUCUACUUCCGGCACAACUCCUCCAGCCUGGGCAACGUCUCCGUCAGCAUCGUGCCCCCGGGCAAGGUGGUGGAGUUCGACGUGCUGAGGCCCCCGCCGGCCUCCGAGCUCCCGCAGGCCACCCUACCCGAGGCCAAGGAGUCCAGGGCCUUCAACUGCCACGUGGAGUACGAGAAGACCAACCGGGCCCGGAAGAACAAGCCCUGCCUCUACGACCCGGCCAAGGUGUGCUUCACCGAGCACACGCAGAGCCACGCCGCCUGGCUGUGCGCCAAGCCCUUCAAAGUCAUCUGCAUCUUCGUCUCCUUCUGCAGCUUUGACUACAAGCUGGUGCAGAAGGUCUGCCCCGAUUACAACUUCCAGCACGAUCGCCCCUACUUCGGCUGA